AUGUAUGCUCAACGGCCUCUUUCGUAUGCACCUACACCUUACAGCUACACGCCUAACCCGGCGCUGUCGGCGACUAUCAAUCUCGAUGAGGAAGUGAAACUAGCCUCCAGCUCCGCGGAACGCGACCUACAUGAAUCGCUGGCCGAGAUUUACAGUAUCAUCGUCACACUUGAUGGACUCGAGAAGGCAUAUAUCAAGGAUGUGGUUACAGAGGCGGAAUACACCGAGACAUGUACCCGGCUACUAAAGCAGUACAAGUCCAGUUUAGGCGAUGAGGCCGUCGCAGCGGAGUUUGUUGAUCUGGAAACCUUCAAGCGGGCAUGGGGGCUGGAAUGUCCCCGCGCGACUGAGCGUCUCCGCAUCGGCCUUCCCGCAACAGUCGAGCAAGCCUCUCACGGAGCACCUUCAGGCAACGCAGGUCCAACCACCGGAGGUCCUAUUGGUGGCGCUUCAGGUAGCCUCAUUCUGACGGCUACCGAGAACUUCAUUACGUUCCUGGACGCGCUGAAGCUGAACAUGGUGUCCAAAGAUGCACUUCACCCGCUACUGUCUGAAGUCAUUCAAUCCGUAAACAAAGUGACGGAUGGGGACUUUGAGAACCGCGGCAAAAUUAUUCAGUGGCUGAUCACUUUGAACCAGAUGCGCGCAACAGAGGAGCUAAGCGAGGAACAGGCGCGGGAGUUGGCCUUUGACAUUGAGCAGGCUUAUCAGGGAUUCAAGUCGACGCUGGGCUGA
Aspergillus fischeri NRRL 181 is the source of this 735-nucleotide messenger RNA. Its product is annotated as ESCRT-I subunit protein VPS28. The transcript has 3 exons. The record is from RefSeq and is a predicted model, not a curated record. Gene Ontology annotation, cellular component: ESCRT I complex. NCBI's taxonomy places the organism in Eukaryota, Fungi, Ascomycota, Eurotiomycetes, Eurotiales, Aspergillaceae. Bases 1 to 735 code for a protein of 244 amino acids. Gene Ontology annotation, molecular function: protein-containing complex binding. Gene Ontology annotation, biological process: protein transport to vacuole involved in ubiquitin-dependent protein catabolic process via the multivesicular body sorting pathway.